GCGCCCCCCGCGCGCCAGUCCCGGGGCUGCAGGGAGCGCAACGCGCGCGGCCCGGGCCCCGGACACCGGACGCUGCACCGGACACGACCCUCCCUGGAGCUUGGAUUACUGCCCACUUUGGACACAGCACCGGACACUGCCCCCCACUGGGCCGGACACUACAACGGACACUACUUCCCAGCCCCGGACAUUGCUACCUCCUCCCCCCACCCCGUCCCGGAGUGUGUCCCCCCCCCCCCCGGCCCCGGACAUUGAAUCUCCCUCUGGCUCUGGAUAGAGCCCUGCUGCACCCCAACCUCAGACCCUGCCCUGCACCUCCACCUCUCCCGGCCCCGCACGCUGCCUCUUUGCUUGGCUCAAGUCCCGCGACCUGACUGUUUCCGCGACUCCCCACCCCCAACUAUCAACCCCUCCUGCGGCUCGACGAGGCCGCCUGCGUCCUCGAGCCCCUUGCUGCCCGGAUGCCUCUCCCAGGGGGGCUCUGGUGGCUCCUUUGCUGCCGUCGGGGCUUCACUCUACUGCGGAGGGACUACGGGGACGGAGAGCUUGGUGGUGACGCGGACGAGGACGAAGACGAGGAGACCUUUGAGCUUCGGACCCCGGGUUCGGCGAGCUGCGGAAGGGGCUCACUGGAGGUGACAUUAACACAGCCCGGGAGAAGCGGGCCGGGCUCAGACAGGCUGCAGGGCUCAGAGGAGACGAGAAGCCUUAUACCUGAGCGGGGUCCCCCUGAAGAGGAGCCAGACAUCAUCGUCAAAGGUUGGCUGCAGAGGGAGCCUCGGGUAGGGGGGGCCCGGCCCUGGCUGCCCCCCCGAAGGGCCUGGUUCGUGCUCACUCGGGAUUCCUUAGACCAGUUCAGCGGGAGUGGACGUGGGGCCCGGAGGCUGGGGAGUCUAGUAUUGACCAGUUUGUGUUCUGUGUCUGGUCCUGAGCGAAAGCCCAAGGAAACUGGUCUCUGGUCAGUGACAGUGUCAGGCAGAAAACACAGUGUCCGACUCUGCUCUUCUCGACUAGCUGAGGCUGCCCGCUGGGGUGCAGCACUUCGCAGUGUGAUUGCAGGGAAGGCACCCCUAGAGACUCCCACCCAGCUCCUACUUCGGGAUAUUCAGGAGAGUAGUGGAGACUCUGAGGCUGUGGCCCUGAUUUAUCUUCGGAAUCCAAUCCUGAGGCACACCAGCAGCGCCCUUUAUGCCCCACUCUUACCUCUGCCUUAUGGGGUUGGCCCUCCAGGUCCCCAAGCCCAGUCUGAUGCGUCUUCAACCUCCCUAUCCCCACCUCCCAUCACUUCCCCACCAGGUCCGGGCUAUGCGCCACUUCGAGAAGAGGCCGUACGGCUGUUCUUGGCCCUGCAGGCCCUAGAGGGGGCGCGGCGUCCUGGGCCGCUAAUGCAGGGUGUGCUCCAGACCUGUCGGGACCUGCCUGCGCUCAGGGAUGAACUCUUCCUGCAGCUGGCCAAGCAAACUUCGGGCCCUGCAGGGCCCCCAGAACCCCCCUCCCCUAACAGCCCGGCUGCCCUUCGAUACUGGCAGUUACUCUGCUGCAUGAGCUGCACCUUCCGGCCUGGAGGGGUCGUUCGGGGGCAUCUGCUGGGGCACCUGGAGAGGACAGAGAAAGCGUUUCCCGACACCGAGCUGGCUGAAUAUACACGGUUCAUCAGGAAGGCUCUGGGACGGACUCGGGGCCGGGAGCUGGUGCCAUCUUUGGCAGAAAUCUCUGCUCUCAGCCAGCGUCAGGAACUCCUAUGUACUGUGCACUGUCCAGGAGCAGGAGCCUGCAGUGUGGCCAUUGACUCACACACUACUGCUUCGGAGGUGGCGCGGGAACUCGUGGGGCGGCUAGGCUUGUCUCGGAGCCGGAACGCGUUCGCGCUCUACGAGCAGAGGGGCUCCCAGGAGCGGGCCCUGGCCGGAGGGGCCCUCGUGGCUGACGUACUCACCAGGUUUGAGAAUGUGACUGCAGAGGAGGCAGAAUCUCCAGAUUCGGGCUGGAGACUGUGUCUGCGUCUACACGGACCUUUGCAUCCUGAGGGGCUGCCUCCGGACGGGCACGAACUGCCUUUCCUAUUUGAGCAGGUGUGGGUUCCUGAAUGUUGGCGCCGCGGGCGUGAACGCGCGCGGAUCCCGGCGCCAGUGAGCCUCCCCCCAGGUUCCCCCUUAGCCGGCUGCCCAUCCUGCCCCAGGCUCACCUCUGCUAUGCUUUGCUUCCCGGGCUCCCUCCGCCUUCCAGAAGCCCCGCUCUCCCCCCACUCCCCAAUUGUUUUCACCACCCCCUCACGGGUGUCACCUCUGCAGGCCCACGCUCUUCUGUUGCGGGGCCGGCCGCCCCCGCCCGAGGACACGCUGAGGGCCUUGGCCGCCCUGCGCCUACAAAGUCUCCAUCGUGACUUCUCUCCUCUGGCUCCUCUUCCGCGUCUAGACCGCCUGCUGCCCGCUGCGGCCCUGAUGCGCGAGACCCCGCCCCGCGCAGCCCCUAGAACUCCUCACCCCACCGCCCUGCUGGCCGGGGCGCUCUGGAGUCCGGGCUUGGCCAAGAGGAGGGCAGAGCGGGCCAGGCGAGGGGGCGCGGUCCGGAGUGCGGGCCCCGGGGCCCGCGAUGGGGGAAGCGCGGGGGCUGCUGCGGCUGUCCUGGGAGGGUGGAAGCAGCUGCGGGGCAUGGGCCAGGCCGAGGCGAUGGCGACCUACUUGGCUCUAGCUGCCCAGUGUCCAGGUUUUGGUGCUGCCCGAUAUGACGUCCUGGAACUGAGCACGGAGAGUGGGGGUGGUGUUCCCCAGCAGCUCUGCCUUGGUGUGGGUGCCAAGACCAUGUCCCUGUCUCGACCAGGGGAGACUGAGCCCAUCCAUAAUGUCAGCUAUGGUCAUGUGGCUGCCUGCCAGCUGACUGGCCCACACACUCUGGCAUUAAAGGUUGGGGACAGCCAGCUGCUCCUGCAGAGCCCUCAGGUGGAAGAGAUUGUGCACCUAGUGAACGCCUACCUGGCCAGCUCUACUCCUGACAGAUCUUGCAGCGUUGUCACCCCACCAGACCUGCCAACCACACCCUCCCCUGUCAGCCAGAAUCCAAGCCUUGAUGACCACCAAGUAUAAUCUGCCUGUUUGGGCCAUCAGCAGCUGAGAGACUUGGGACAGUGAUGGAAUCGGGGCUUGCCCACACAUGAACAUCUGUCACCAUACCUGGGUCUUGGACUGCUCUGGGAUUCCGAGAACCACUGACUCACCCUACCACACACACGAGCCCUGCAGGGACAGGGCCCCUUGUCAUCUCCUUUUCCCUGCACCCAGGGGCCAGGAUUUUGACAAGCACGGACAAUUUUCUAGUUUGUUUCUUAAUUUAUUUGUAGAAGAAAAGAAAAAAAAUCUUUAUUUACACAAA
Molecule: messenger RNA, 3369 nt
Organism: Antechinus flavipes (yellow-footed antechinus)
Lineage: Eukaryota; Metazoa; Chordata; Mammalia; Dasyuromorphia; Dasyuridae
Gene: PLEKHH3
Product: pleckstrin homology, MyTH4 and FERM domain containing H3
Exons: 12
Coding region: 462-3083 (873 amino acids)
Biological process (GO): signal transduction
Cellular component (GO): cytoskeleton
Source: RefSeq, a predicted model, not a curated record